CUGAAGUUGAUCAUUUGGUGUAUUAACGUAUGUUCGUUAUGACUAAACCGACUCAAAAAACAGUGACAUCAUCAGUUCGUGUUGAAAACAAAAACACGUGUCUGCCUACACGCAGUUGAGGGAAGCGAUGGAUUUCCCUGCUACUGAAUGAAGACAAACAACGUACCACAUAACAAAGAAUGCUUAGCGAAUUAGACACUGAUCGGUCAGCGACGCUUGAGAGAAGCCCGACCUGUGAUAACUUAUCACAAUCCAAUCAACCACUCUCUAUGUCUAGUUUGACUUUACCCCAGCCCAAACAAAGAGAGGCGCAAAUGAGGGAGAUCGACGAACUGGAAAAAUCGGAGCAUUUCAACAAAGCCGACAUUAUUCACAUGCUUCGUGAGAAAGAAACGGAAAUCGAUACACUGCUGGAAGAAAUGGCAAUUGACCAAUCCCAACGUAUGGAGACACAAGAUGCUCUCUCUGAGGCGCAAACAAUCAUCGAAGAACUUCAUGACCAGCUGAAUGUAGUUCGAUUGCGAGCCGCACAGUGCGAGACAGAUAUUGAAAACCUCAAACUGAAGUCGCUGUUUCUCAGUAAACAAGGCAAUGACGAUAAGGCAGCCGAGCAACACUUGUACGACCUUUGUGAGCAACUCGAUGCCGAGGUGAAGGAUUUGAGAAAACAACUUGGGCAAUCCGGCCGGGUACAAAUCAGCCUGGAAAACCAAAACGAAUAUCUCAAGCGACAGUUGCAAAACCACGGUCUCUCACGCUCCGCGUCCCCUAGUCCAUCUGCGGAAGAAUCCGGUUUUGUAGAUAGUCAACUAUCCGUACCUCAACGCAUGCUUCCAUUAUCACAAAGACAACUCCAUCAGCACUAUGAAGAGCUGCAAAGACGGAUGGUGGAAUUGGAGGAAAAGCAUCGCGAAGAAAUCAACACGUAUGAACAAGAAUUGGACCGUCUAAAUGCUGAAAUGGAUUCUUGGAAAAGCAAAGAACAGGAAUGGCACGAUAUCCAUCAAACUUUGUUGGAACAACAAGAGGACCUUAAUGAAGAGCUGAAGGCAAAAAACAAAAAAAUCGACAGAAUGUCACGUAGGAAAAACAAAACGCCCACAGGAGCCUCCUCAGACGUGAGCUGUCCACAGGACGACCAGGAUGCGAAUCACGAGGAACUGAUCCACAGGAUCACGGAGGAACGUGAUCGAUGGAAAGCCUACGCGUGUGCCUUGGUUCGAACUAUUGUAGAAAACUGCGACGAAUUUAUUGAUAAGACCUCAUACGAUGAACCUGACUUGUCUACCACGGCGGAGCGUCGAUGGUACAAUUACGCAAUAUACUUGCUCGAGAUCCUCCUGGAAGUGGCCCCGCAAAGACUGACCGAAAUGGAUGUGCAGCUCCUCAGGCGGCGCAGAUCAGCCAGUUGCCCACCAGUCUCUUCUAACUCGAUAUUCGAUCAUGGAUUUGAAGGACCAGAUAUCCUUUCGGCAGUCAACAUCAGAACCAUCGCUACAACUAACCGACUGACAUUAAGUGAACGCGUGGCUCGAAUGGCCAGAAAACCAAUAUUUCGAGCCAAGGUACGACAUUAACUUCGAAAAGAAAAAGAACUCCACCCAAGACGGUGUUUUUACCAUCAACUUGUAAAUAACAGUGUGUGCGCCAAUCCAGUAUAUAACCAAUUCAAAAACUGACUUUUGUCCAUUUUUGGGGAUUACACUGCAAAUAUAAAAAAUGCCC
Opisthorchis viverrini is the source of this 1725-nucleotide messenger RNA. RefSeq lists its product as hypothetical. NCBI's taxonomy places the organism in Eukaryota, Metazoa, Platyhelminthes, Trematoda, Opisthorchiida, Opisthorchiidae. The coding region runs from base 180 to 1577 and encodes 465 amino acids. The transcript is spliced from 4 exons. The record is from RefSeq and is a predicted model, not a curated record.